CGCGUGCGCAGUGGCGCGCUGAGCGCGGACGGCCCGAGUCGCGGGGCUGCGAACCGGAGCCCGGAUCCGGGUUGAGGUAGCCGGGGAGUCGCGGCGGCCGCGGGGCAGCGGGUUACCUCCGCCGGGCCGCUCAGCUCGAGGGGCAGGUACUGCCAGACUGUAAAUAUUAAAGAAGUGAUCCUGGGAGGGACUUAGGACCUACAGUACGAUGUUAAACGGGAGUCAUGAGAGCAGACAUCCUUGGCUUGUUCCAUUCAGUCUUUCAUCAUCAAGUCUGGUGAUGUUUCCAGACCAGAUGAAGCCCGAGGAGCCUCCAAGCGUUGAGAUACUCGGAUAGGAAAGCACGCACGCCUGGCUCUCAGCACCAUGUCAGGAGGCCCCCUCCCUUCUGCUGGAGGCCCCUUCUCAGCCCUGACUCCAAGCAUGUGGCCCCGGGAGCUCCUGGCCAAGCACGCACAGAAGGAAGAGUCAGGGGAGCAGCUGGAGCUCUGCUACGAUGAGUUCGGUUUCCUCAUGGAGAGGGCAGGUGGGGCUGACCCCAGUUCCAGGGCGCUGCCAAGCUUGCCUCUGGGGGAGGAUCCUCAGCAGAGACUGAGGUGGCAGGCCCACCUGGAGUUCACCCACAACCACGAUGUGGGGGACCUCACCUGGGACAAGAUCGCUGUCUCCCUUCCCCGCUCGGAGAAGCUCCGCUCCCUGGUGCGGGCGGGUAUCCCCCACAGCAUGAGGCCACAGCUGUGGAUGCGGCUCUCUGGGGCCCUGCAGAAGAAGAGGAGCUCGGAGCUGUCCUACCGGGAGAUCGUGAAGAACAGCUCUGACGACGAGACCAUCACCGCCAAGCAGAUCGAGAAGGACCUGCUCCGCACCCUGCCCGGCAACGCCUGCUUCGCCCGCGCGGGCAGCAUCGGGGUGGCCCGUCUGCGCAGGACCCUCCGCGCCCUGGCCUGGCUCUACCCGGAGAUCGGCUACUGCCAGGGCACAGGCAUGGUGGCCGCCUGCCUCCUGCUGUUCCUGGAGGAGGAGGACGCCUUCUGGAUGAUGUGUGCCAUCGUCGAGGACCUGCUGCCUGCCUCCUACUUCAGCACCUCCCUGCUGGGCGUCCAGACUGACCAGCGGGUCCUGCGCCACCUCAUUGUCCAGUACCUGCCUCGGUUGGACAAGCUGCUCCAGGAGCACGACAUUGAGCUGUCCCUGAUCACGCUGCACUGGUUCCUCACGGCCUUUGCCAGCGUGGUGCACGUCCGGCUCCUGCUGCGCAUCUGGGACCUGUUUUUCUACGAGGGCUCCCUGGUGCUGUUCCAGACCACACUGGGCAUGCUGCGCCUCAAGGAGGAGGAGCUGAUCCAGUCUGAGAACUCGGCCUCCAUCUUCAACACGCUGUCAGACAUCCCAUCGCAAAUGGAGGAUGCAGAGCUGCUGCUGGGUGAGGCUGUGCGGCUGGCCGGCUCUCUCACGGACAUGGCUGUGGAGACCCAGCGCCGCAAGCACCUGGCCUACCUUGUUGCAGACCAGGCCCAGCUCCUGGGGCCCAGCGCCCCCGGCAGCCUCUCUCAGGUUGUUCGGCGCAGGACCCAGAGGAGGAAGUCUGGCCUCAGCUCCCUGCUCUUUGGUGAGAACUCGGCUGCAGGUGCCGGUGGGCGGGUGGCCAUGGCAGGGUCCGUCUGGUGCCUCACAGGCUCCACUGUCAACUUCCCAGCAUCCUCUGCGGGGAAGCGGGCAGGGGUGGGCAGAGGAGGAUGGGCUUCAGGCAGGGCGGUGGCUGCCAGCUCUGCCGGCCUCCCAGGGGAAGAUGACCUGGAGGCACUCAAGGCCAAGAACAUCAAGCAGACGGAACUGGUGGCCGACCUCCGGGAAGCCAUCCUGCGCGUGGCACACCACUUCCAGUGCACCGACCCCAAGAACUGUGGCGUGGAGCUGACACCAGACUACAGCAUGGAGAGCCACCAGCGGGACCACGAGAACUACGUGGCAUGCUCACGCAGCCACCGGCGCCGGGCCAAGGCAUUGCUAGACUUCGAGAGACAUGACGAUGACGAGCUGGGCUUCCGCAAGAACGACAUCAUCACGGUUGUUUCUCAGAAGGACGAGCACUGCUGGGUGGGGGAGCUCAAUGGCCUGAGAGGCUGGUUUCCAGCCAAGUUUGUGGAAGUUCUGGAUGAACGGAGCAAAGAGUACUCCAUCGCGGGGGACGACUCUGUGACUGAGGGCGUCACGGACCUCGUGCGAGGGACCCUCUGCCCAGCCCUCAAGGCGCUGUUGGAACACGGACUGAAGAAGCCAUCCCUGCUGGGGGGCGCCUGCCACCCCUGGCUGUUCAUUGAGGAGGCUGCGGGCCGGGAGGUCGAGAGAGACUUCGACUCGGUGUAUUCCCGCCUGGUCCUCUGUAAGACCUACAGGCUGGACGAAGACGGGAAAGUCCUGACCCCAGAGGAGCUGCUGUACCGGGCUGUGCAGUCCGUGAAUGUGACCCAUGACGCGGCGCACGCCCAGAUGGACGUCAAGCUCCGCUCCCUCAUCUGCGUGGGGCUCAACCCUGUCCCCAGUGAGCAGGUCCUGCACCUGUGGCUGGAGGUGCUCUGCUCCAGCCUGCCAACCGUGGAGAAGUGGUACCAGCCCUGGUCCUUCCUGCGCAGCCCUGGCUGGGUCCAGAUCAAGUGCGAGCUCCGGGUUCUCUGCUGCUUUGCCUUCAGCCUCUCCCAGGACUGGGAACUUCCUGCCAAGAGAGAGGAGCAGAAGCAGCCCCUGAAGGAGGGUGUUCAGGACAUGCUGGUGAAGCACCACCUUUUCAGCUGGGACAUAGACGGGUGACGCGCUCCCUCCAGCAGCUCUGCGGGACCAGGCCUCCCCCACCCCAUCAGCUACCAAAGCAGGUCCCUCUCUCAAGCAGGAGAGAAACAGUGCCCCAGCUGGUCUCAUGCUGCCCAGGCCCACCGCAAACCCUGGGGUCAAGGGAAGGAGACCCUGGGAGGCCACGGGGCAGGAGUUGAAGUUGGAGUGCCCAGCUAACCUGUUCCUCCUGCGUGCCUAGGGCCCCAACUAUACUGUACCAACCAAAACCCUUAUGCAGGGAUGGAGAGCCAUGUUGGUUUGGUCAAGUCAAGUCUUUCUUUGCUCAGGAAGGGGAUAGGGAUGGGAUGGGCAGUUAAUGUCAGAUAAAGGCUCCUUGGCCUCUUCGGUUUGUAAAUAAA
Messenger RNA from Choloepus didactylus (southern two-toed sloth), 3188 nucleotides. RefSeq names its product small G protein signaling modulator 3 (gene SGSM3). Bases 367 to 2808 code for a protein of 813 amino acids. NCBI's taxonomy places the organism in Eukaryota, Metazoa, Chordata, Mammalia, Pilosa, Megalonychidae. The record is from RefSeq and is a predicted model, not a curated record. Gene Ontology annotation, molecular function: protein binding. The transcript has 23 exons.